Molecule: messenger RNA, 3257 nt
Organism: Polyodon spathula (Mississippi paddlefish)
Lineage: Eukaryota; Metazoa; Chordata; Actinopteri; Acipenseriformes; Polyodontidae
Product: mucin-4-like
Biological process (GO): cell-matrix adhesion
Source: RefSeq, a predicted model, not a curated record
UAAAAACAUUGUUACACAGUGUAAUGGGUUCAAGUGAUGAUUCUAAAUUAAAGAUUUCUUCAGGAAGGAAUAUAUGAAGUCUUGUCAAGAACUAAACAUGUGCAUUGCUUUUAAUUUGGUAUAUUUAAUUCUGGAUUGAAACUAAUGUGUAAUGUCUGGAAUAUUAAUGCAACUGUAAUAAUGCAGUGACAUGUGUUAUGUUAGGGGCCACCAUUACCAUUCCAGUGCCGACCACAACAGUACCUUUGGCAACUACAGUUGAAGAUCUUGGACCUGCAGUUGCACUUUAUGAAUUUGGAGUGACUGCAGGAGAUUUAAGCAUAAAAGAAAAUAAUCCAGAGGUCACAUCUGCAUUCUUGAAACCUAAAAUUGGAUUUCCAUUUGGAGCAACCAUGUACAAAUCUCUUUAUUUUACAGACACUGGCCAAAUUAUAUUCCCAGCCUUUGAUCGUGAAAUUAGAAAAUAUACUAAUCCACCAGCUGAAGGCUUCAAGACCUCCUCAAAGCCUGCUAUGUUAGCUGCGAUUUGGGAUGAUGCUGAUCUCAGCUCAGGAGGAAACAUUUUUUACCAGCUCAACCAGCAUAUUGCUUCCCCCCUUACAGGAAUACUCAACUAUAACUAUGUUGUAAAAGACAUAGAAUUGAAGAUUCAGACCAACCUAAAAGUGACCUACACAGCCAAAUGGACUCUCAAGAUCACAUGGGAAAAUAUCCCUGCAUACCCAGCUGAAAUGUUUAAGGAUAAGAGAAACACCUUCCAGGCUAUCAUCAUCACAGAUGGCGUUGAGGCUUACGCCAUGAUGCUCUACAAAGAUAAAGGAAUGAACUGGGACACUGAUAGGCUGGCCACUAGAAAUGUUCUGAUGGGUUACAACAGUGCUGAUGUUUUUUUCCUAAAUGAUGGCCAGAGGUCAAAAACACCAAAAGAUAAAUACCGACCUGACAGAUUUAUAGGAGCUAAUUCAAAUAUAAGGGGACUCUGGAUUUACAAGCUGACCAAUGGAAUCUUUAAAGAAAAUUUCAAAGUUAAGUGUCUAGAAUGGGAGAUGCAAGAUGGAAGAUACUGUACAGCUGGGACAGAUGGGGAUUUGACAGUGUUGCGCAGUGUUUCCUCGGCCUCUAGACAAGGAGCCAGGUGCCUCUAUAACAAAAAAGCUAAUUUCACAAUGGCUGGAUUGAGAGGAACCCAAAAAAAGAUCACAGAAAGUAGUCAAGCUGAAGAUUUAGAAAUUCAGCCCCAUACAUGGUGCUGUAAGAAUACUGAAGAUCCAAAAUUAUGUGACUACUACCAGACAAAGAGACCUAAGAGAGACUGCAGCUCUUAUAGAGCCCCAUCGUCAGGGCUGAUGAGUGGAGUUCCACACAUAGUAUCAUUUGAUGGUUUGUACUAUAACUUCAUCCUGAUUAAUGCUCGGGAUUCAGUCAGCAGCUUCACUUUGCAAGCUCGCACAGUCAUCACUCCUAAUCCAAAAGCCACCAACUUCAAUGAUUUUGCAGCUCAAUAUAAAGAAAAUGGGACAACAAACGCAGUUUUAUGGACCCUGAAAGGAACAGACUCAGUUGAUGUUACUGUAAACAGCAAACUAAUAUCAGAAUUCACAACUGGUAAGAUACCAGUUUGCUGUUGUAAAGAUUUUAUCAGACAACUGCAGGUAGAUCCGCAAAUGUUGACCUUGACUGUGAAAACCUUUGCUAAAAAUCAAGAUAUCGCCUUGACACUUUUACAGCACAUGAACUGUGCUAGUAAAGGAAUCAAGGGCUAUUCAGCAGUGUUUGAUCCAAAAAUUGGCAUUGUGUGUGUAUCGCCUUGUUUAACAAAUGACUAUUGCAAACAUGGAGGAAAAUGCCAACAUUACGUUGAAGGACCCAUGUGCAAAUGUGUUUCGUUUCAAAUGUACACACCAUAUGGUAAAAAUUGUGAAUACCUGACUAUGAAUCUUCAGGCAUUCUUUGGAAUUCUGUUUGGAACCGUGACUUUCAUCUUUGUCGUGGUGGUAUUGCUAUCACUGCUGUUUUAUUGCUAUUGCGUAAAAUGCGUUGCUCACCUAAUUUAAAUGAAAGGUAUGUUUAUUCUACUCAUGAAAACAUUACUGAAAACAAUACUGGAACUACUUUACUGAAAACAAUACUGGAACUACAUUAUUGAAAACAAUACUUUUUAACUACAAGGAAUACCAAACUGUAUAAUGUAAAUAUUUAAUAACAAGCCCUUUAUUUCUUAAUGACCAGCUUGGUACAGAUCUAAUAUACUACUGUUACCUUAACCAUACUUGGAGAGUACCGGUAUCCAUGUUUGAAGAUGCCUUGAAUGACGACUUAUACAAAGAAUGAUACAGUACAGUGAAAGAAUACAAGAAGAAUACAUUAGUUAAGACAACUGUGCUAUUUCAGACACAUGCCGUCUUUAAAUCACUGUUAAUGUAAUGCAUUUAAUAAAACAGUUGUCGCAUUAUUUCAUAAUUUAAAAUUAAUAUUCCACAUACUGUAGUAUAGUUUAAAAUAUUGAAUAAUCAUUCACAUUACAAUGGUAAUUGAUUGCAGGAAAAUAGAUUACAGCAGAUUUUUUGGGGAAAAUAUUAGAAAUGUACUAAAUGUACAAUUAGUACUUUUUUCUUUUUACAGUGAAGAGCCUGGUUUCUACUGGGGUUAUGGGCCUUUUAAUUGUAAGUAAAAACAUUGAUAUUUAAAAAGCGAUAAAGAAGGGUUAUAGCUAAUGAAAUAAUUAAAAAUAUCCUGUGGCCUUAAAGCAUGGUUAUAAUGUACUUAUUGUAUUAAUUGAACUUGUCAUUUUACCUCCCUUUCUGCAGCAUUGAGUCGAAUGAAAGAGGAUUCAUUGAAAUCUCCAGACAAUCAACCACUUGUACAGUGGAAAUCUAAACCUGAAAGGUAAUACUGUAUAUAAAGGGAAUUUGUUGUCAACCAAUUAUUACAAGGCAGAAGAUGGUAACUUUCUCUGUGUCUUUAACACACCAUGCCAUAAAAAUCACACUCCAGUCAUAUUUUCAGAUUUACAGCAAGUAGCUAAAUAUGAAAUUGCACAUUCCUAAGAGGGAUAAAUAAAUAUGGAAUGGUGCCAAACAGCUGAUCUGAUUUGUACAAGUUAAUGUCUUGCAGGGUCUUAUUGUACAGGAUAAAAAUGUAAUCUGUUGCAGUUUAAGCAAGAGUUUCUGGCAGCUCAGAUUGUGAGAAAUGUUACAUGGCAUGUCGAUGGUGUGGAUACAAUUUUUAAACUUCCCAGUGUUUCUCCAUUUUUUUUU